CGCCAUUUUCUUCCAACAAACACCACUUUACCUAACUCCCAACCCAAAAAUUUGGUUUCGCUACCUCAGUUUCCCAAUUUUAAGACACAAGCCCUAAUCAUAGGAGCGGGAAAGCCACGAUUCUGAAAAUGCAGGUCUCGGGUGCCAUCAGCGACGUUUUGGUGGUGCUUCCUCCUUCGGCAUCUUUCAGACAACCAGAAUUUCUGCCGUUUCUGACACCAAGGGUUUUCUUUCUGGUUGAUUUCUUAAACAUAGAAAAGUCGUAUUCAGGACUGAGGUUCCUUCCUACCAAGUUCCAGCUAUCAUAUUUGGGACAGUUUUGUAAUAAUAAAUUGAUAAAUUCCGGUUGAAUACUUGAAUCAUCCUUCUUGUUGUUGCCCUUACCGAGCAAGUUGCAAUCUUGGCCAAAAUGGUAUCUGGGUUAAUCAAUGCAAACCCUGUCAUAUAUGAAAAGAAAGAGCGACCUCGAACUUCUCCAUUUGCUCCCCAUGAUGAGUAUGCUGUGGAACCAAUUGACCAACAAGAGAUUUUUGAUCAUAUAAGAGAUAUAAAGGACCCUGAGCACCCAUACUCCUUGGAAGAGCUUAAGGUGAUCACAGAGGAAGCAGUUGAAGUUGAUGAUCAGCGUAAUUAUGUUAGGGUUACAUUUACUCCUACAGUGGAACAUUGCAGUAUGGCGACAAUUAUAGGUCUAUGUUUACGUGUCAAACUCAUGAGAAGCUUGCCUUCACGAUACAAGGUGGAUAUCAGAGUAGCACCUGGAUCUCAUGCAACUGAAGCUGCAGUUAACAAACAAUUAAAUGAUAAAGAGCGUGUGGCAGCUGCACUGGAAAACCCAAAUCUUUUGGAUAUGGUUGAUGAAUGUCUUGCUCCAUCUUAUGAUUGAAGGAGCUUUUCUCUCCUUCAAAUGCGUUGGACUGGUGCUUUUGUGCCUGUCGUUGAAGUUGGUCAGCUUUGUUUGUGUAUGAUAUUUUUGGUUGCUGGCGUAUUGGCCAUGCAUUUUGUGUUUACCUCACACAGUUGUUGAAUAGGAAUGCGUAAUUGACAGUGAUAAUUAAGUAAACUAUUAAGGUUCUCUGAUUAUUAGCUCAAGAAAAGAAAUAGAAAAUUCUUUCCAUGUUUUGAAGUUGUCA
Cajanus cajan (pigeon pea) is the source of this 1133-nucleotide messenger RNA. The record is from RefSeq and is a predicted model, not a curated record. Lineage: Eukaryota; Viridiplantae; Streptophyta; Magnoliopsida; Fabales; Fabaceae.